This is a messenger RNA of Dinoponera quadriceps, 1992 nucleotides long. RefSeq lists its product as uncharacterized. Lineage: Eukaryota; Metazoa; Arthropoda; Insecta; Hymenoptera; Formicidae. The record is from RefSeq and is a predicted model, not a curated record. The coding region runs from base 11 to 1945 and encodes 644 amino acids. The transcript has 12 exons.
CGGAACAGACAUGCCUGGCGGCGUCGUGUUCUUGGUUUGCAUACCCACCCUGAGUUACGAGCACGAGCUGGUGUUCGGCGUGCCGCUGAAGUGUCCCGAGAAGAUCGAGAAGAGCAAGAACAAGGUCGCGGUUGGCGUUGCGCCGAAGGUGGAUCUGCGUCUGAAGGAAGUGAGAUCGCGUCCGCAGCUGCUCACCCUCGACGACGACGGUCGCUACGACGAUGCCGAGGACGACGACAGGGGCGACGGCGACGUCGGCAUCGACGUCGGCAUCGACACCAGGAGGCAACGCGCUCGCGGAUACUCGGCGCGAACGAAAUCGCCGGUCUUCGUGCCGAUGGAAACGGUUCUCGGCGAGCUCCUUAAGAAGCUGAAAGUAGAGCACGUGGUAUGGUGCAAGGAUAAGGAGGACAUGUAUUACGAGGUGAUCUUUCCGGUCCCCGCCGGCGAGCCCUGCGAGAACUGCAUACACUGCCUCACUGAGAUGGGCAUCGGAGUCAAGAUGAACUCGAUAGUAAGCGUGAUCCCGACGCAGUGCACGUACAGCGCGGCAGGAUUGCCGGUCAUCAAGGACGACGCUGCUCGCAGGCGAAAGGAGGCGGAGGAUCGUAGGAAUGCAUGGGACGAUUUCGUGGGAUCGAUCAGAUCGAAGUUGACGGUGAAGCAGGUGGUCGAUGGAGUUCGCAGCGGUGGCGAUCUCAGCUUCGACUACGUGCUGCUGGUCUUGACCGCGGACUGCCUCGCCGCGCUCGGACUCGUCGAGAACAGCGCGACCAACGUCGUCGCGGCAAUGCUGGUGUCACCACUCAUGGGACCCGUGAUGUCGCUGACCUUUGGGACCAUCAUAGCCGACAGGGAUCUGCAGCUGGUCGGCCUGAAGAGUCUGAUGCUCGGCAUCUUCCUCUCGAUACUCUUCGGCUUCAUCUUCGGUCUCAUCCUCGGCACGACGGAGAUGCCCUGGGGCUACAACGACUGGCCCACCGAUGAAAUGAAGGGCAGAGGCAACUAUAGAUCACUUUGGAUGGGUGUCCUGUGGGCUCUGCCAUCCGGUACAGGCGUUGCGGUCGCUUUACUGCAAGGCAGCAAUGGACCGCUGAUUGGCGUCGCCAUAUCGGCCUCAUUACUGCCGCCAGUCGUUAAUUGCGGUCUAUUCUGGGCUCUCGGCUGCAUAUGGCUCAUUUACCGGCCCAUAAAAAUGCCCCACAUCAAGGGCGAGUCUUACACGAACUUCAAUAGCUCGUACAAGUACAUCUACACCGACUACUUGCCGGUCGAGUUCUUCUGCAACGGCAUUAUCAGCGCCUGCUUGACGUUUAUUAACGUAAUGUGCAUCUUUAUUACGGCGAUAAUAGUAUUGAAGAUUAAAGAAGUGGCCGCGCCGUACACAUCCACGCCGGAACUGCGUCGAUUUUGGGAGCACGACAUCCGUCUAGUCCGCGAUAAGAAUAUCUCGAGGGAUAACAGCUCUCUCGAUUCGAGUUACUACGACGGGCUGAGCAAAGUCAAACAACGAGCGCUGGAACGCACGCUGAACGCAGCGGUGAGGGAAGCGAUGGACGAUGAGACUUUUAGAAAAGUGCAACGGCUCAGUUACGGACAACACGGACCGGAAGAGAUCGGACCUCGGCUUGGUCUUCAUAAUCGCGGGAACACGAGCAGAAGCAACAUGAAGAAGAACGAGAGCGUGGAGGAGUUAGGCGCGGAUCUGCGCUCGCGCAUGGACCGCUUGACGAGUUCCGACAACACGAGCGAAGACUUGGCCGCUUUGGACCGACUGAUAACGUAUCUUUUGGGCCAGCCGAGUAAUCCCGCCGGUAGCAACCUGGGCUCGUGGAGACGUUCGCGUCGCGCUAGCGUGCGAGGAUACCGACAGCUACGCGGCAACGCUGCCGGCGUCGCGGAAACCGGCGGCGUCGGCGCCAAUAUCGGCACGACGCCUCUUUGAGAAGGUCACGGGAUACGCUCCGAGAAUAUCGGAUGCGAGCCUGGUGA